Ictalurus furcatus (blue catfish) is the source of this 6975-nucleotide messenger RNA. RefSeq names its product mitogen-activated protein kinase kinase kinase 1, E3 ubiquitin protein ligase (gene map3k1). Bases 37 to 4554 code for a protein of 1505 amino acids. The transcript is spliced from 20 exons. Lineage: Eukaryota; Metazoa; Chordata; Actinopteri; Siluriformes; Ictaluridae. Gene Ontology annotation, molecular function: zinc ion binding; protein serine/threonine kinase activity; ATP binding. The record is from RefSeq and is a predicted model, not a curated record. Gene Ontology annotation, biological process: protein phosphorylation. Gene Ontology annotation, cellular component: cytoplasm.
UUGCACCUUUUAAGUGGCAAAAAUUCGGGACAGAAAAUGGCGACGGCGGGGAGCCGGACCUCGUCGUCGGGAUUAUUAGAUUCAGACGAGUGUGCGAAUGUUGGAUGCGGACUUCAACUUCAGGGUGGUUGUAGUGCGCCUAGUCUUCCGAGCAGUCCCGGCAAGGUGAAGAGAAACGCCGGGGAAAACACGCAGUGGAGACGGAAAGAGCUGCGGAAAGUGAGGAGCGUGGAUCUGGAGAAAGCCGAGAGCGGCGCGGCUCCCAUCGCGGCACAGCUCCACUACUUAUCCGUGUCCUCUCCUGCCGCCGUGCAGGCCACUCUAUCCCAGCACAGCCGGCAUGUCCAGCACAGCAAUUCACUAACUGAACAUCCUCUUCUUGACAAAACAAGCAAUAGUUUGUCUCCAGGCGCUCAGGAAUUACCGAAAACUUCUUGUAGAAGCAGCAGCGAGCAGCUCAGCGCUGAACAUGCAGCUCCCGGAACUUCAGUGGACGUGAACUCCAUACAGCAGAGCCGUGACAUGGAGAACAAAGAGACGCUGCGUGGGCUGCAAAAGAUGGAGGAUCGGCCGGAGGAGCGCAUGAUCCGGGAGAAGCUCAAGGCCACCUGCAUGCCCACCUGGAAACACGAGUGGCUGGAGAGGAGGAACAAGAGAGGCCCAGUGGUCGUGAAGCCCAUUCCCCUGCGGCCAGACAGCAGUGAAACUGGACGGCUGGGGCUCGAGGCAGGCAGCGACAGCGCAAGUUCCUCUUCCUCUCAGAGCAGAGGCCGUCGCAGCCCCUCCCCUGGACCUUCCUCAUCCUCCAUCUCUUCUACUUCCUCAUCUACCAAGAUGGCUGGGAAACCAGAGUCCCCCGGCGUUCGCAGGAAGCGGGCAUCCCCAGUUCCUUUUCAGAGCGGCAGGGUAACACCUCCUCGACGAGCGCCAUCACCUGACGGCUUCUCCCCUUACAGUCCUGAAGAGACCAAUCGCAGGGUCAACAAGGUCAUGAGGGCCCGUCUUUACUUACUCCAGCAAAUUGGACCUAACUCCUUCUUGAUUGGAGGAGACAGCCCUGACAAUAAAUACCGUGUGUUCAUUGGACCUCAGACGUGCAGCUGUGGUCGAGGGGCCUUCUGCAUCCAUGUGCUUUUCGUCAUGCUGAGAGUGUUCCAGUUGGAGUCAUCUGACCCACUGCUCUGGAGAAAGACCCUCAAAAACUUUGAGGUGGAGAGCUUAUUCCAGAAGUACCACAAUCGGCGAAGCUCACGAAUCAAAGCACCGUCUCGCAGCACUAUCCAGAAGUUUGUGUCGCGCAUGUCCAACUCUCAUACUAUCUGCACCUCCAGCUCCUCGCCCUCCAGCAACGAGAGCAGUAUGAAGGAUGAGGAAGAGCAGAUGUGUCCAAUCUGUCUGCUGGACAUGCUGGAUGAGGAGAGUCUGACUGUGUGUGAGGAGGGCUGCAGAAAUAAGCUGCACCACCACUGCAUGUCCAUAUGGGCAGAAGAAUGUCGGAGAAACCAUGAACCCCUGAUCUGCCCUCUGUGUAGGGCCAAGUGGAAGUCGCACGAUUUUUACAGUCACGACCCAGCAUCUACAGUGGAAAACUCCAUAAGUCGUUCUCAGAGCCUGGUAUCUUCAUCCACCGCUUCAUCAUCCUCCCAUGCUGAAGGUCAGAGGGCAGGUCAUGAGGGAGACUUUUCUCUCCCCCACUACGGAGUGCAGCAAAUCCCUCAGACUUAUAAAGAACUGGCUGAGCCAUGGAUCAAGGUGUUUGGUAUUGAGCUGGUAGGCUGUCUGUUCUCCCGGAACUGGAACAUCAGAGAGAUGGCACUGCGUCGGCUGUCACAUGACGUGAGCGGCGCUCUGCUGCUGGCCAAUGGCGAGUACUCGAUGGCGAGCGUGACAGCAGGAGCAGGGGCCGGUAUCGGAGUAGCAGGGAGUGAAAUCUCAGGGGAAGUGGUGGUGGAAUCAUGCUGCAGUGUUCUCUCUAUGGUGUGUGCAGACCCUGUCUAUAAAGUCUACGUGGCUGCACUGAAAACCUUGCGGGCCAUGCUGGUCUACACGCCAUGCCACAGUCUGUCGGAGCGCAGUCGCCUGCAGCAGCUGCUCCGGCCCGUGGUCGAGACCAUCUUGGUUAAAUGCGCCGACGCCAACAGUCGCACCAGUCAGCUCUCCGUGUCCACCCUACUGGAGCUUUGUAAAGGCCAGGUUGGAGAGCUUGCUGUUGGUAGAGAGAUUCUCAAAGCAGGUUCUAUCGGUAUAGGUGGAGUGGACUAUGUGCUGAACUGUAUCCUGGGUUCCCAGACAGAGGCGAAUAACUGGCAGGCUCUUCUAGGGCGCUUGUGUCUGAUAGACAGGUUGCUGCUGGAGUUUCCGGCAGAGUUUUACCCCCAUAUCGUCACAGCUACAGACUGUGGACAUCCCCAGAAUCAGGUGGAGAGGUACCAGAAACUGCUGCGUCUGCUGAGCUUUGCGCUGCAGUCCAUCGAUAACUCGCACUCCAUGGUAGGGAAGCUGUCUCGCCGUGUGUUCCUGAGUGCCGCCCGCAUGGUGGCCCGCGUUCCCCACGUGUUUGUCAAACUGCUGGAUAUGCUGAGUGUCACCAGCUCCACCCACUAUGCCCGAAUGCGCCGGCGCCUGCUGGCCAUUGCAGAGGAAAUGGACAUCCUGGAUGCCGUGCACCUUGGCCUUGAGGAUGUGCAGGGGGGCGCUGGACCGCACUGUGACGCCUUUCUGGAUCCCGCAGCUCCUCACAACUCGCCCAAUUCCACUGAGAGGAACUCACCCACUCACUGCCUGCAGGAAAAGCCCUGUGGUAAAGUAGCUCGAUGUGGAGCGGUCAGUGCCAAAACCAUAGACGAUAUGUCAGACAGGUUGGCAUGUAUCACCACUGGACCUGCUGACUGUCCAAAACCCCCAGUUCAACUGCGUGGCCCUCUUAGACCCCUGAGCCAGUGUCUUAAUUCACAUUCGCCCUCGUCCAGUCAGCCGCCCCCACUCCCCUCCCCUUCUACCUCUCAAGCCCGGCCACAGGGUUUUGUCCCUGGCAAGCUCACUAACUGCUCCCCUGGUGCCCAACGUAAAUUCCCAAUUCCUAAGGGUGCUUGUGGAGGAGGGACCAGUAAAGACCCUGAAAAGCUGCCUUCCCCUGUGUUCCCCCAACCUAGGCCUCUGCCUUCCAGCCACAUCCAUCGUCCCAAACCCUCAAGGCCUUCUCUCUCUCCUUCCACCUCAUCUGAGGCAGCUAAAGCUCUGUGCCUAGGUCCCAACAGCAAUCAACAGCUCAAUCUUCAGGACAUUUCUCCAGGGGAGGGUGCAAGGUGCAGUGCCAGCUCUGUGUUUGUCCCUAGCGACGAUGCGGUCUUCACACCCGUGGACGAUAAGUUCCACGGCCUGGACGCUUCUGCAGAGCUCAAUUCCAGCAUGGAGGAUCUUCUGGAAGCCUCCAUGCCAGUGGCGGACAGCACAGUGACGUUCCAGUCUGAGGUGGCGGUGUUGUCACCAGAGCAGGCUGGUUCAGAUGAUGCAUACAGCCAGGAUGUGACACAGAACCAGAAGUGCAAGGAGAAAAUGGAGGCCGAAGAAGAGGAGGCGCUCGCCGUCGUCAUGGCAAUGUCAGCAUCCCAAGAUGCCCUACCCAUCAUCCCGCAGUUGCAGGUGGAGAAGGAGGAGGAUGUCAUCAUCAUACAGGUGGAUACGCCAGAGACACUGCCUGGUCAUACCAAAGCUAAACAGCCCUACCGUGAGAGUGCAGAGUGGCUGAAGGGCCAGCAGAUCGGCCUGGGAGCGUUCUCCUCCUGCUACCAAGCCCAGGAUGUCGGCACCGGAACACUGAUGGCCGUCAAACAGGUGACCUAUGUGAGGAACACAUCAUCUGAGCAGGAGGAGGUGGUGGAGGCGCUGCGGGAGGAGAUUCGGAUGAUGAGCCACCUCAAUCACCCCAACAUCAUCCGCAUGCUGGGCGCAACCUGCGAGAAGAACAACUAUAACCUGUUUGUGGAGUGGAUGGCAGGUGGCUCUGUCUCUCAUCUGCUGAACAAGUACGGUGCCUUUAAGGAAGGUGUGGUAAUCAACUACACAGAGCAGCUGCUCCGAGGUCUGGCCUACCUCCACGAGAAUCAGAUCAUCCACCGUGACAUCAAAGGUGCCAACCUGCUGAUUGACAGCACAGGUCAGAGGCUGCGGAUAGCCGACUUUGGUGCAGCGGCGAGGCUGGCCUCCAAGGGCACGGGCGCAGGAGAGUUCCAGGGGCAGCUCCUCGGCACCAUCGCCUUCAUGGCCCCUGAAGUGCUGAGAGGGCAGCAGUAUGGCCGUAGCUGUGACGUGUGGAGUGUGGGCUGUGCCAUCAUCGAGAUGUCCUGUGCCAAGCCACCGUGGAACGCAGAGAAACACUCCAACCACCUGGCACUCAUAUUCAAGAUUGCCAGUGCUACCACAGCACCCACCAUCCCUCCUCACAUUUCUCCGGGCCUGAGAGACGUCACCCUGCGCUGUCUAGAGCUGCAGCCUGCCGACCGGCCGUCCUCACGCGAGCUCCUCAAACACCCUAUCUUCCGCCAUAACUGGUAACACUGAGUGUCCAGGAACUACUGAAGUGCCUGUCCAGGCUGCCCCAUCACUGCUGUCCCCCCUUCCGCACUAGCACUAGCUCAGCUCAGCUCAGCACACACACACUGGGCCCUUUACUGCUGUAGCCUCAGCACAUAAUGCAAAAGCAGCCCAUCGAGUGCCUUUACAAACGCGUCAUGUCUCUUCACUGCAUUCUGUUUCUAUGUUAAACCGAGUCUCUGCUCCUUCCUGCACUGUUUCUUGCCAUUUCAAUCACAGCAAGGUGCUGAAAAGCUUUUAAAUUGAAAUCUCUCUAACUGGAGCAAGAUUGUUGUUGUUUUUUUGGGGGUGUGUUUUAAGUAAAGGUGUAAUAAUUUUGUUUUAAGUGGUGGAAUUUAUUUUUAAAUCUUUUGCAUUUAACCGUUACUUCAUAUUUGUGCAUUUUACUGUUGGGCCAUCAUGUUUUUCUUUCGUGACGUCUAGAAACACCAUGAACAGGUUUCAGGGAAAGGUGAUGCUAAACAGAAACUUGGCUAUUUCAGCUAGCGUAAUGCUCAAUGUGAAUGCUUAGAACGCUGGUAUCUGUCUAAAUGUAUCUUUUUAUUUUUCCAAUCUCAACGGAAAUCCCGUGUAAAAAUAUAUGAUUUCAUACGCGUUAAGGGCGGAGUUGAGGAUACAUUUAUUAGCUUUCUGGGUUUAACUGAGUUUUUAAUAUUGAGACCAGCAAAUUGUUUUUGAACCUCUAACUGAACUUAUAACUUGUGAUGUUACGUUAAAAAAAACCCAUCAAUUUGCAGUUCAGUUUCCUUCGCGUUCUGUGAUGGCAUGUUAGCAUGUACAUGAGCCUUCAUUGUAAACAGUGUAAUUUUAUUCAGAAGGCUGUUUUUUUUUUUGUUGUUGUUGUUGUUUGUUUGUUUUUUACCGGAAAUUUCCUCAACUGCAUUCUUGGUGCUGUUCAAAUCUGAUGCGAAUAAUCAAUGUUGUUGAUUUUGAGAUUAUUGUCAUUAAAAAUAUCCAGUGCAUGUUUUAAGCGAUCGUUGUCCAGCCGAGCAUUUGAGAUUCACCUCAGGCUGAAUAUAAGCGCUGUUAGCUGUUUAUGGUGGAGGGAUAUUACGGAGCUUGCGCCUUUCUUUCUCAUCAAUGUUCUUUUCAGGGGGAACGAGUCUGCUCAUCUUUUUGAUUAGGAACACUGAACUUGUUCAUUUUAAAAUCAUAAUAACUGUAUGAAUUGUAACUCUUCAAGUGUUGGUGGUGUUCUUGUAAGCUGUUAAACCAUGAUGUUGCUCAGUUUUGAGAAUCCAAAAUGUUUCUUUCUGGGGUUUUUUUUUUUUUUUUUUUUUUUUUUUUUCUUUUUUGGGCAAACCCCCUAAUCAAAUGAAGGGGUGUCAAAAAAUUUGUGACAAUUUUUAAAGAGAAUUUUUUUUUAGAAAAAAAGAAAUAAAACUAUAUUUAAUGCACGUUUUGUGUGGGAUACAAGCUGAUCAGGCUUGAAGAGUUAAGAUGUAAAUAUAUGUGAAAUUUUUGGUAGCUAAAAUUAUUUUACUUGACUCAUGUAUUUUUAUACCACACUUUUUCCAUAAAUACAUAUUUUUGUUUCUCUUUGGGUUUAUUUUAACUUUAUCUUUCUUUUUAAUGUCUUUAUAAAAAGCUUUAAGAUUAUGCACUCUGUCGUUUUAUAUACUGGAAAAAAAUCUGAUUCAUUAAAAUGCAUAAAAGCUAAUCAGUAUUACUGAAAUAUGUCAUACCUGUAAUUCAGUACUUCAAUUGUUUAUUGAUUUUUCUUUCUUCUCUUGCUGUUAUGUAUUUUAUUUUACACUUAUAUUGUUGUAUUUUUGCCCUUUUUAUGGAUCAGAGCUGGACUGAAAUUGUGAAAUAAUGCUGUUUCUUGUCACUUGGUACUUUUUCCUUUUUUUUUGUUUUGUUUUUUUUUGUUUGUUUUUCUUCUUCUUUCUUCUUCUUUUUUUAUUACGAAGACUUGCUGUUUUAUUCCAGUCUCUACUACCUCAGGUGUCCUAUAGAGUUUCCUUUACCAAAGUUCACUUUCUCAAUACAUACAUACAUACAUACAUUUUUAUAUAUAUAUAUAUAUAUAUAUAUAUAUAUAUAUAUAUAUAUAUAUAUAUAUAUAUAUAUAUAUAUAUAUAAAAUGUAUGUGUGUAUAUAUAAAAUAUUCUUUUGACUGUUAUUUGUUUAUUUUAAUCUCUGUUUUCCAGGGCUUAGGGGCUAAUUUUAUAUUAGCACCAUUUUUAUUGUGCAAAUAGACUCAUGAAACCUCUGGGUUAAGGAAACAGAACAAUUGGCUUAAGCUAUAUUCUUUCAUUUUAAGCAUAUUGAAAUGUUUAAUUAAAGUUAAAGUUUUUAUCCCAUUGCAAACCUUUUUAUAACAAAAUUGACUUAUUUUGGUGUUCGUCUUUAGCAAAUAAAAAUGGGAAAUUGGUCUUA